AUGAAACAUAUGGUAAAGAACUUUCUUAACUAUAUGGAACAAGAUAAUGACACAUGGGCGCAAUCGUGUGAUGAUACAGGAUGGUUAGCGGAACGAUACGUAAAAUGGAAUAAUGAUGACGACAAAGUUGUAUGCAAAAUGAUGGUGCCGGCAUUAUUUUUCAUGAAUGGCUGGGGGACGCGUAAAGAUGGGGGAUACGAUGCUUCGGCCGCAAGAACCCCAUUAGACACAUAUAUCAGGUGCAUAAUUGCGAAUGUAAUUAUGUUCCAGUUGAUAAGAGCAAACUGUGGGAGAAAUCAAGGUAUACGACAGGCGUUGCACAUAUUAAAAAACUUGAUGACCAGUGUUCAUAGUGGUGUUAAUGUUAAGACGUGCACCUGGGUGGUCGAGAAUGAACUGAGCAUAGGAGGCAAAGUACUAGGCGCACAAUUUGAUGACUGGAUAAUGGGGAAUGACCACAUGAAGGCCCGGAUGAACAAGUUACAGCAAAAUGCAACAUGCACACGCAGGGUACACAGUGAAGCAUCACGCGCGCCACAGACAUCUGACACCCGGACGCGACGUCUGGAAUUAUUGAAAGAAGGACAAGUGCGGGAGGCAAUGGAGACAGGAAUGACGCGUAUAUUACAGAAAGUAGGGAAGCAAGUAGAGGACAUAUGGGGGCCAGUUCCUUCCGACGACGACGAUGAGGACGACGACGAUGAUGAGGACGUCGACGAUGAAGACGAAGAUGAGGAUGCAGAAGCGCAGGACACGAGUGGUAAGAACAGUACAGGAGCAGAGUUCUAA
Molecule: messenger RNA, 789 nt
Organism: Plasmodium fragile
Lineage: Eukaryota; Apicomplexa; Aconoidasida; Haemosporida; Plasmodiidae
Exons: 1
Coding region: 1-789 (262 amino acids)
Source: RefSeq, a predicted model, not a curated record